CCUCCUUGUUCACUCAGUCUCUUCGCCUCCGAUCCCGGAUUCCCGAUCCGCCACCUCCACCCAACAAUGCCGGCAUUCUCAGCCUUCAGGCUUCUCCCGCCUCAUUCCAUCCUCCUCCAAUCCACCUUGUUCAAGCCCUCCAUUCCCUUCCUUUCUUACUCCUCCCACCAUCUCUCCUUCUCUUCCUCCAAGCCCUCCAUCUCAUCCUCCACCUUCUCCUCUCGUUUCCACCCAAUCCAAGUUGCCCCCUCUGAUCUUCUCGCCGAUAAGAACGAUCUCGGCCCCGUUCCGGAGAUAUCCCGCGAAGUGGCCCUAGAGCUCUAUGAGGACAUGGUUCUGGGCCGCUCCUUUGAGGAUAUGUGCGCGCAGAUGUACUAUAGAGGUAAGAUGUCCGGCUUCGUCCACCUCUACAGUGGCCAAGAAGCCGUCUCCACUGGUUUCAUCAAGCUCCUUAAAAAGGCUGACACCGUUGUCAGCACGUACCGCGACCAUGUCCACGCCCUUAGUAAGGGCGUCAGCGCUCGUGCUGUCAUGGCUGAGCUUUUCGGCAAGGCCACUGGUUGCUGCCGCGGCCAGGGUGGCACUAUGCAUAUGUUGUCGGCCGAGCAUGGGCUUCUUGGAGGUUUUGCUUUCAUUGGAGAAGGUAUUCCUGUCGCUACUGGCGCUGCUUUUACCGCUAAGUAUCGCCGUGAGGUACUUAAGGAAUCGGACUGUGACCUUGUCACCGUGGCAUUCUUUGGUGACGGGGCCUGUAACAAUGGGCAGUUCUUUGAGUGCUUGAACAUGGCGGCGCUGUGGAAGCUGCCGAUUGUGUUUGUGGUGGAGAACAAUUUGUGGGCGAUUGGGAUGUCGCACUUGAGGGCGGCGUCGGACCCAGAGAUCUGGAAGAAGGGGCCACCGUUUGGGAUGCCUGGGGUACAUGUUGAUGGGAUGGAUGUGCUCAAGGUUAGGGAGGUGGCCAAGGAGGCAAUUGAGAGAGCGAGAAGAGGUGAGGGGCCUUCACUGGUGGAGUGUGAGACUUACAGGUUCAGAGGCCACUCACUUGCUUAUCAUGUUGAGCUUCACAGACCAGAUGAGAAAGCUCACUAUGUUGCUAGAGAUCCCAUUCUAGGUUUGAAGAAAUACAAUCUCGAACACAAUCUGGCCACUGAGUCUGAGCUUAAAACAAUUGAAUCGAAAAUUGAUGAUGUGAUUGAAGAUGCUGUGGAAUUUGCGGAUGCCAGUCCAGUUCCUCCUCGAAGCCAGUUGCUGGAGAAUGUUUUUGCUGAUCCAAAAGGUUUUGGUAUUGGCCCAGAUGAGAAGUACAGGUGCGAGGAUCCUGGAUUUACACAAGGCACAGCUCAGGUCUGAAAGACUGGACAUCUCUUGUUCCAUGCAAACGGCAGCUUGUAUUAGAGUUGAUCUCAUCUGUGAAAGGCUGGAUUGCCGAAUUCUUGGUGCAUCAACAAAUUUUUGGUGCAUCGUUCUUGUAUUAUCCUCAUUUCCCUUUACCUCUGUUUUAUAUAUAUAUAUAUAUAUAAUUAGUAUUAUUGUGUCUGUGUGUGUGUUUGUGAACCUGUCUUCUGUUCUGCAUCAGUGUAUUAGCAGGCUAUUGUGGGUCUAAUGUUAAUAUUAUAAGGAUAACGACCUUUCCAUGUCAUCUGUAAUAGAUGCCUCAGGAUUUCCCAUUUUUAUUCGGUUAGCUUCAUU
This is a messenger RNA of Dioscorea cayenensis subsp. rotundata (Guinea yam), 1689 nucleotides long. RefSeq names its product pyruvate dehydrogenase E1 component subunit alpha-3, chloroplastic-like. The transcript has 3 exons. Gene Ontology annotation, biological process: pyruvate decarboxylation to acetyl-CoA. Gene Ontology annotation, molecular function: pyruvate dehydrogenase (acetyl-transferring) activity. Bases 67 to 1350 code for a protein of 427 amino acids. The record is from RefSeq and is a predicted model, not a curated record. Lineage: Eukaryota; Viridiplantae; Streptophyta; Magnoliopsida; Dioscoreales; Dioscoreaceae. Gene Ontology annotation, cellular component: intracellular membrane-bounded organelle.